GUUUUUGAAUAGAGUCACGUAAGGAACCUUAAAACGUUCGAUUUUAUAAAUUUCGUUUAACAUCUAAGCUUGAAACGCUGUAAAAUGCAAAAAGAACUUUUUGUUCUAAAAUACGGUAUAAAACUGUAAACUCAAAAACUCAUGGCCUCAUUCGUAAAUAUCAUUUUUUAAGGUACCCAGAGACGUAUUACCCCCAGAGAUAUAGACAUAAGAAGGUACCUAAAAAAACUCAUUUUAAAAAAGUUGAUGAUUUAUGUUAUGCCAUUUUAUUUUUUUAAUUUUUUACGUUGUUCCCAGAGAUAUAAGGUUGUUCCAUCCCCAUUUUUGACAUAUGCCAUAUUUGACUGAAAACUCGUUGGAAAACGACAGAAAUAAUGUCAAUUUCGUUCAAAUUUUCUAGUUUAUGAUUUUAUUAAAUUUCAUUGUUUUAUGUUAUAGUAUACUGUAUAAUCAUUAUUUUACUAAUUUUAAGCUGGCGCUUGUGCUUGUUUACUAGAGUCGAGUAAAUUAUUGUGUGAAAAUAGAAGUAUAUUAGUUACUUUUAGGUUAAAAAGAAUUUUUACCGCUAGCCAUAAUCAUGAUAAAUUCGAGUUCUGUAGUAAAUCCUACUAUAGAAACCACCCAAAUUCCUAUUCAAAAAAUGGAAGUAGCUGCUAGACAUGUGGAUAGGUCACUUGCUAUGGAUUCUGGUGCCCCUAGACUUAUAGAUCUUAUGAAUAUCAAUCCUCAGAGUGGGUCUACCGCCAGUGGUUUGAUAGAUCAUGAUUACCCCUCAUUAAAUGGGAUGCCUUUGGCGUUAAGUAAUUUAACUCAAAUUAAAACAAUAAAUAAUGUUCCGCUACCGCCAGAAAUUGUAGACCAUUUUAGUCAUGUACAGUGCCAUUGUAUGAUGGGAAUAUUUCCAGAAAUAAAUCGUGCUUGGCUAACAGUAGACAGUGAUAUCUACAUUUGGACUUACGAAGAAAAUACUGAUUUAGCCUAUUUUGAUGGCAUAAAUGAAACAAUUUUAUGUGUUGGGUUAAUAAAGCCAAAGCCUGGCGUAUUUCAUGCUUUUAUUAAGUACUUAUUGGUUUUAACAACUGCAGUUGAUAUUGUUGUGCUGGGUGUUACUUUUACUGAAGGUAGUACUAGUGGCUUGGAAGAGAUUCAGUUAAUAUCUGACCCUGUUUUUACACUCCCAACUGAUGGAAAUACUAUUACUACUAUUGCUGCAACUGCAAAUGGCAGGCUAUUUGUUGGAAGCAAGGAAGGAUCGUUAUUUGAAAUAUCUUAUCAGGCUGAAAGUGGUUGGUUUGGAAAACGCUGUAAAAUGAUUAAUCUUUCCACAAGUGCAUUAUCAUUUUUGGUACCUUCAUUUUUGAAUGCUGCUCUUAGCGAAGAAGACAGUAUCGUUCAAAUUGCUAUUGAUGACAGCAGAAAUAUAAUGUAUACUUUAACAGAAAAGGGAUCAAUUGAAGUAUGUGAUUUAGGAGAGAAAUGCAACACUUUCUCAAGGAUUAGUAAAAUGACACAGAACACUUUAGUUACUCAAGCAAUGAAUACUGUCAAGACAUUAGAUAGUCAAAAUUUUAGACCAAUCAUUAGUAUUUCUCCGAUUGAGUCUUAUGAAUCUGCAAACCUAAAUCUUGUAGCUGUCACUCAAACAGGUGUUAGAUUUUAUCUAUCAGUUGUAGGAUUAUCUAAUCAACAGCCUAAUCAGAGGCCUUAUACAUUAACUUUAGCUCAUGUUAGAUUGCCACCAGGUUAUUCAGCCAAUGUUACUGUUAGGCCAAGAAGUGUUCAUAUGAGUCACUACAGAGACAGAAACUUGAUUUUAAUAUCCAAUGUAAAAGAUAAGGAUGUUUUGUGGUGUUUAAGUUCUGACUUAUUUCCCUUCAGUCAGUCUUUAAUGGAAGCUUAUACUACAGUUAAUUUAGAUGGCCCAGCUCUAGCUUUAGCAGAGGUGCGACACAAUAAUUAUUUGCAAAUAAGCCCAGAUCAACAAGAAGCUCCACCUUUAGUAGUAAGACAACAUGGGGAAGCUCCUAAAAAAUAUGUAGUGCUAACGUCACAUAGUGUACAAAUAUUUAUAAAACUAAGACCUGUAGAUUUGCUUCGACAAAUUUUAAGAGAUAGUCACGGCCAAGACACAGAAGCUCUUAGAGCAUUUUUUAUGAUUCAAAAAGAAAGCCAGGCGUGUGCCACAAGCUUAAUUUUGGCUUCCUUGGAAAGUGAAGAGAAUGCCGAAAUUGCUGAAUUGGCCACUAGGGCAUUUUUUAUGUUUGGAGGUGAACCAAAAAUUUCACCCCUUAAUCAGACUAAUGUUUUCUCAGGUACCACAAUGUUUUCACCUAAUAUAAUAUCUACUCCCGCACCUCCACAAUAUCAGCAAAGUGGCUUCUUACCUCAGUCGCCUGGUGGAGCCUAUUCUCAAUCAGGAUAUUUACAAGGUAGUUUUUCUCAAAGUAUUCCGCAGCAGACAUUCGAUCCUGCAAACUUGAUUAGUUAUUCAAAUAAACACAAUGGUCUGUAUUUGUAUUUGGGUCGAAUAUUGAGACCAGUCUGGAAUAGGAGAUGUGUAGAGAGAAUCUGUCCAGAUGGGAAAACUGUUCUGAACCAAAGUACUAUUACUGUUGAAGAUUGUGUCCAGAUUCUUAACAAUUUGACAGCACUUCACAAUUUUCUGUCCUUAAAUACACAACUUUCAACAACAUAUAAUGCAUCUACUCAAUAUAAUUCAACAAUUAAGGCUAACUCUCUAACGACAUCUCAUAUGAAUCCUACUCCUCAGGAUAUACAGGUAGAAGAGAGGCAUUCGUUAGAUGCUUUAAAAACUUUUGUUUGUCAUUGUUGUCAAAUAAUCGGUCUAUGGAGGAUACUUUGUGAUCAUCAAUUUCACGAAUUAGUUGGAUCUUUACCUGAAAACCAACAACAGAUUCUUCAGAGUAUAACUUUUAAAGAAUUAUUUUUAUACAGGCAAGAUAUUUGUAGUGUUUUGAUUACCACCCUUGUGAAUAGUUAUCUCGGAGAUAAUGCUUCUGUUGAUUCAAUAAGUAACAAAUUGAUGGAAGUAUGUCCUCAUUUAUACAAACCAGAAGAUGCUGCAUUUUCAAAGGCAAGCGAAUUAUUAAAAACCACUAGGACAAUACAAAAUACAGAUGAGAAGGAAGAAAUGCUAGUAUCUGCAUUACAGUUAUGUAAAAAUAUAGCUCCUAAUGUAAAUCUACCUGAAGUUUGUAAGCAAUUUACAACAUUGAAAGCUUACAAGGCUGUUAUAGAAUUGUGUGCUUUUUGUGCACAUAAAUUAGAUCCAGAUAAUAUUGGUGGAAACUUUUAUAAUAGUGAUGACAACGCUGGAGAUCAAGAAGGUUUUAGUUACUAUCAGAGAAGGAUGGAAAUAUAUAGAGAAAUAGUAGUAAUGUUGGAGACACUUUACAAUGAACAAGAGCCAAUUGUCAAGCAGAAUUUUGAACCAGAUUAUUCAAAUAGCAAAUCUGUUCUUUUAGAAGGAAUGGGAGAAACUAAGUUAGAUACUACUUUACAUCAAAUAAUAGAUGAAAUCUUGUUUUAUGAUGAUGAAUUAAUGCAUAUAGCUCUUUAUGAGUGGAUGGUUAGUAAACAGAUGACCAACGAUCUGAUUAAAAUCGGUAAACCUUCAUUGGAAAAUUACCUCAAACGUACAUCUAUUCAGACGCCAGAUAAUAUCGCUGUAAUGGAUCUUUUAUGGAAAUUUUAUGAAAGCAAUAAUAACCAUGCGGCAGCUGCCAAAAUAUUAAACAAUUUAGCCUCGAGAACCGGACAUAGUGUGACCCUAAAAGAACGGAUAGUGUAUUUAGCGCGAGCCAUCAUGUGUAUGCGUAGUGACAAAGUCGGUUAUGCACCAUAUUUAGGAGUUUUCUUAAGAGAUUUAGAGGAUAAAAUGGAGGUGGCCAAAGUACAAGAACUUAUUUUAGACCAAAUAACUAAUAUGCGAGAUCAGAUUCCUAACUCAAAAGAAGCAAUUGCUGCAUUAAAUAGUGGAUUAUAUGAAAUAUCUCAGCUUUAUGAGAACUUUGCGGAACCAUUCAGUCUUUUAGAAUGCCAGUUAGCUAUUAUUGAUUGUGCAGGAUAUACUGAAAGUGAUAAUGCUUUAGUAAAAUCAAUAUGGCAACAAAUUCUAGCUAAUGAACUGAGAAAGUCUUCAGGUAGUGGCACUGAUAGGAUGAGUCAGGUUCUAAGUAAAGUAAAACAUUUAGCAAGACAAUACAUUAACUCAAAUAAUUGUUUUCCACUUGCUUAUAUAGUGGGAGAAUUAGAAAUGGUUAAUGCAAAACUUAAAGGAGAUAAACAUUUGGUAUCAACUAUGUUAGCAUCCGUGAAUAUUCCAUUUGAAAGGUUAAUUCAAGUAUACAACCAUUUAAUUACUUUGUCAGUAAAUUUGGAUUUCUGGCAAAGUGAAGAAAAUGAAUUUCAUUUGUCUGAAGCAACGGCUGCAUUAAUAACGUGUUUUUUAAAUAACCACGAUUCAUUUAAUAGUGUGGAAAAGCGAAAAAUUACUGCCAUUUGCCAAGAUACAGUAGCAGCAUUAUUAUCAAAUCUUUACAGUAAAGCGAAUAGCGAUCACGUUGUUAACCGCAUCAGAUCAAUUCAAGCAAAACUGUCCCGAAUUUGAUAUGGUAUAAUUAAACUUAUGUUGUUUUGAAACAGAGUUUAUAAAAUAAGGCUGAUUUUUUGUUAGCUGAUUUGAUAAUUUUUAAGAAAUAAUUUAAUGCCUACAAUGACUGCCAAAUCAUGUUUUUUUAAACUUUUCUUUCUUAUUUAUUAUAUCACUUUUUAAAAUGUAUUUAUGUUUUUUAAUUUGUAUAAGAAUGAAAAAAUUUCUUUCUCUUUGUAAUGUUAUACUCUGCUUUAGAAUAUGAUUAAGUAUAAUAUAAUAAAAUUAUGUAAACUUUUAAUAUCAAUGGUUAAGUAAGCAAUAUACAAGGUCAGUUUUUUA
Messenger RNA from Sitophilus oryzae (rice weevil), 4954 nucleotides. RefSeq names its product nuclear pore complex protein Nup154 (gene Nup154). Bases 578 to 4630 code for a protein of 1350 amino acids. Gene Ontology annotation, cellular component: nuclear pore inner ring; nuclear pore. The record is from RefSeq and is a predicted model, not a curated record. Gene Ontology annotation, biological process: protein localization to nuclear inner membrane; transcription-dependent tethering of RNA polymerase II gene DNA at nuclear periphery; protein import into nucleus. The transcript is spliced from 19 exons. NCBI's taxonomy places the organism in Eukaryota, Metazoa, Arthropoda, Insecta, Coleoptera, Curculionidae. Gene Ontology annotation, molecular function: structural constituent of nuclear pore; protein binding.